Molecule: messenger RNA, 3488 nt
Organism: Myotis brandtii (Brandt's bat)
Lineage: Eukaryota; Metazoa; Chordata; Mammalia; Chiroptera; Vespertilionidae
Gene: FSD2
Product: fibronectin type III and SPRY domain containing 2
Exons: 15
Coding region: 1088-3235 (715 amino acids)
Molecular function (GO): protein binding
Source: RefSeq, a predicted model, not a curated record
GGCCCGGCCGCCUCUCAGCCCCUGGACAGGUCCGUCCGCGCAGCGACAUUUUUCGCUGGGCCGUCAUCGCGUCAGCGCCCGCCGCUGCUUCUCCUGCGCUGCUUCUGAUUGGCUGUGUGCGGCUGUGAGGCUUCCAGCGGCGCCCGGGAUUGGCCGGUUCCCAGUGGGCGGGUCCGCGGCAACCAAUGAGAAGGCCAGAUGUUUUCCUGGGCCCGGCUCUCGGAGUCCGUCUGUGACGCAACCUCGUCUCGAGCCGGGGAAUUCCCAGCUGGCCUCGCCUUCCCCACCUUUGCACACACUGACGUGGAAAAGGAAUUUGUCAAAUGUGAGCGAGUUGCUGUGAACCUUUGAACACCGGGGCCCAGCUGAGUCCGUCUUCUUUGCAUCGGGGUUUCAGUGAAUUGAUGGUUCCUGCUCUCGAGAAAGGCGCAGACUUCCUGGAAAGACCAAGCGUUAAAUUAAACAAAUAAGGAAGCGGAGGUCUGGGAAAGAAAUUUGUCGCAAGAUAGAGAGACACUCGGGCUAAAUAAGACCUCCCCUGACUCCUGAAGACCUGUGUAAGAAAUCGGGAAAUGAAGUUUGCAUGUGAGGUUGAGUGUGGGGUGGAGCUGGACCUGUUCAUGCAGCAGGGAAGAGGACAGCCCUGGUCUCUGCCCAGGUGGGCCAGUGGUGGCCUGAGGCUGGAGGAUUGGCUGCUUCAGUGGCAGAACCAGGGGAGGUGGCUGCACCGGGACAUCUGCUUCCCAGAGUUUGCCGGGACCAAGGAUGGGGCCGACUCCCCAAGAUCCAGACAUGGGCCAGCAGGAAGCCAGAGCCAGCAAGGUGUCACCUGGGUCCUGCCUAAGAGAACCAGCUGCAUGGGACCCAGGGUAUCCACUGCUCACGGUCCAGGAAGGAUCCUUGUCGUGCAGAGGUGCUGCCCAGGGCUGCCAGGGCAACGGUGGAGGAAGCCAGGGAGGGGCCAGAAGGGGACAGGUCUUCUGCCCCAGGGACUUCCGCUAGUAUCCCCUAGGUCCCUAUGACUCUGGAGACAGACUGUAGAUCUUCCCGGAAGAACACAGUCGGCUGAGAAGUCAUCUGAGCUGAAAUGACCAGUGAGCCAAGAGACCUCGAAGAGGAAGUGGAUGAACUUGUCCAUUUAUAUGGACUCGAAGAUGAUGAUGAAUUAGGGGACGAGUUUGUUAACGAAAACAUGCCCAGGAUAGAGGUUUCGGAAUAUCCUGCUUACAUGGUGGCGGGGAGAGAACCAGCCGUGGAGCAGAGAGACUGGAGACUUAGUGGAGAGGCAGCAGAGGCUGAAGACCUGAGCUUCGGAGGGUGGGGCUCUGAGAGCCAAUGCCAGGACCUGCGGGAGGCCUACAGGUACACACACGGCCGGGCCAGCGAGGAGUACGAGUGCUAUGUCAUCCCAGAGGAGGAGGACGAGGAAGAAGCUCCUGAUGUCUUCUGUGUCACUUGCAAAACUCCAAUAAGAGCGUUGGAGAAGGUUCUGGAUGAACACAAAGAGCACGAGGUGACCCCCCUCAGUAAAGCCCUGGAAAGCGCCAAGGAUGAAAUUCACAAAAACAUGUACAGGCUGGAAAAGCAGAUUAUUGAGAUGGAAAACUUUGCCAAUCACCUAGAGGAGGUUUUCAUCACGGUGGAGGAGAAUUUUGGAAGACAAGAACAGAACUUUGAGUCCCACUACAACGAGAUCUUGGAAACACUUGCUCAGAAAUACGAAGAGAAAAUACAAGCUCUAGUGGAGAAAAAGAAGGAGAAGCUGGAGGCCUUGUAUGGACAACUGGUCAGCUGUGGAGAAAACCUGGACACCUGUAAGGAGCUCAUGGAAACGGUAGAGGAGAUCUGCCAUGAGGAGAAGGUGGACUUCAUAAAGGUCAGUCGGAAGCGAGAGGAAAUAAUGCGCGGGGUUGUCACCCGCCAGUGGCCAGGAUGCCUCUCCCGUCUUACUAGCAUGUCUUUUAAUACCAACAGACUCAGGAAAUUCCUGGAAACAAAAACCGACGUGGAAAUCUCCGCACAGCCUGCCUUGGAGGACCAGACCUUGGACUUCUCUGACGUGGAGCAGCUGCUGGGCUCCAUCAACACCAUCCCAGCUCCUUCUGCCCCGGUGAUAAACCCGCAGGCCCCCAACUCAGCCACGGGUUCGUCCGUCCGCGUCUGCUGGAGCUUGUACUCUGAUGACACCGUGGAGAGCUACCAGCUGUCCUACCGGCCAGUGCGGGACGGCUCGCCUGGGACGGACCACGCAGAGUCUACAGUGACCGUCAAGGAGACAUACUGCUCAGUGGCAAACCUUGUGCCAAAUACUCAGUAUGAGUUUCGGGUCACAGCUCAGAACAGGGCUGGUCUCAGCCCCGCCAGCGAGUGUGCAGUGUACAUGACAGCACCUUCUCCCCCCGUUAUAAAGAGCAAAGAGGUGAGGAGCUGUGAGGAGGCUGCGCUGAUUUGCUGGGAGUCUGGGAACCUGAAUCCUGUGGACUCGUACACGGUGGAGCUGAUCCAGGCGGAGACGCCGGGAGCCUCGGGCGUGACUGAGUCUGUUGUGGGCAUCCCCACCUGCGAGUCCCUGGUGCAGCUGCAGCCCCGGCAGAGCUACAGGAUCUACGUGCGUGCCCUCAACGUGGGGGGCCCCAGCGCAAGAAGCGAGCCCGCCACAGUGCACACCCCAGGCAGCUACUUCCGCCUCAACGAGCAGACCUGCCAUCCCUGGCUGACCAUUUCUGAAGACGGGCUGACAGCUGUCCGGAGCGAGAGGAAGACCCCCACAAGGGAGCCGCCCCCCAGCAGCACCCGCUUUACGAGGUGCGUCGCGGUCAUGGGAAACCUGAUUCCGGUCCGAGGGCGCCACUACUGGGAGGUGGAGGUGGACGAGCGGUCGGACUACACAGUGGGUGUGGCCUUUGAAGACGUCCCUAAGCAGGAAGACCUGGGUGCUAACUGCCUGUCCUGGUGCAUGAGGCACACGUGGGCGUCACCAAGACAUAAGUAUGAAUUUCUGCACAACAAGAUGACUCCAGAUAUAAGAAUCACAGUUUCCCCAAAGAAGAUUGGCAUUCUGUUAGACUAUGAAAACUCAAAAUUAUCAUUUUUCAACGUGGACAUUUCUCAGCAUCUAUACACAUUUAGUUGUCAGCUUCACCAGUUUGUGCAUCCCUGUUUUUCUUUGGAAAAGCCUGGGUGUCUGAAGAUACACAACGGCAUUUCAGUGCCAAAGCACGUCACUUUCUACUAGACCAUGCUGGUGCCCUGCUCGCUGUCUUCUGUACCCACCCUCCCUCAGCCACUCCCGCCUCAGCAGUCAAGCACCAUGCACCCAGCAGCACAGCUUGGACUCGUGUUGUUACCUGGCAGCCUGGUGUACUGGCACGCGCUUCCCUGACCUGGGUUUUGUCCUUUGACCUGUGUGAUGCUAUUAGUCAUGACCAGGCCUGGCUGUAAAGUGAGGGCUCAGACUAAAUAAACUCAGCAGUUCUUGAGUUUGUCAA